GCAAAGGCUGUGUCGACCCCUAGCCGACUGAAAAAUGUGUCUCUAUUUACAGAAACUACAUUUUUAAAGCUGCCUGCUCCUACUAAUUUGCUUUUUGUAAGUAACCCUCACACCCCCUCUUUUAUGCUUAUGCUUCUGCUUGCUUCCUUCUCUACAAGACAGAAUCUCUCUUUAUCUCCCUCCCUCUCUCUCUCUCUCUGAGCCCCCUCCAUAAAAUCCCCUCUACCAUCCAAAAAGCAACACUGCCCCCCACACUCCACACUUCCAUUCCUCACAGAACAUUCAUCAAACACUUGCAGCAAUGCCCCCAGAAACAAGUGAUCAUCGACGAUCAACAAAGCCACAGCAACUGGGUGGCGCGCCACCUCCCGAACCAGAACACCUCCCCUGUCCCCGCUGUGACUCCACCAACACCAAGUUCUGCUACUACAACAACUACAACUUCUCUCAGCCUCGUCACUUCUGCAAAGCCUGUAGGCGUUACUGGACUCACGGUGGCACUCUCCGCGACAUCCCUGUCGGCGGCGGUAGCCGCAAGAAUGCCAAGCGUUCCCGGCCUUCUUCUUCCAUUUUCGCCACUUCUGGCCAGGACUACCGCCACCUCCCCGCCGCCGCCACCCCCAUUUUCCUCCCCCUCUCCGGCGGUGAUCAUGGUGGGUCCCUCCCUUUUAUGAGCGACGUUAAGCAGGGUUAUAACAUGUGUGGCAGCUUCACUUCGCUAUUGAAUCAAGGGCCUGGGCUUUUGAGUCUUGGUGGGUUUGGGCUUGGGAUCGGCCAUCAUGGGUUUGAAGAUAUGGGCUUUGGGCUUGGAAGAGCCUCUGUCUGGCCGUUUGCUGGCGUCGGAGACGGUGGCGAUAACGGCGGAGGUGGCGGCGGACAUGUGAUGGGGAACACGUGGCAGCUUGAGAGUGGCGAAAGUGGGUUUGGGAGUGGAGAUUGUUUUACUUUGCCGGAUCUUGCUAUUUCAACCCCAGGAAAUGCAAUGAAGUGAUUAUUAUGUUUGUUAUUACAAUGUGUUUUUAAUCAGUGUCGUGUAAUGGUUCAAUCAUAUCAGGUUAUGUGGUUUAAGCCAGGCAGCCUCAUGUAUUAGCAACCCAAGUUAUGUUCAGUGCAAUCACAUAAACCUUAAUUUAAAUUUAAACUUGUCCA
Messenger RNA from Daucus carota subsp. sativus, 1149 nucleotides. RefSeq names its product dof zinc finger protein DOF3.4. Gene Ontology annotation, biological process: regulation of DNA-templated transcription. The coding region runs from base 302 to 991 and encodes 229 amino acids. Gene Ontology annotation, molecular function: DNA binding; DNA-binding transcription factor activity. The transcript has a single exon. NCBI's taxonomy places the organism in Eukaryota, Viridiplantae, Streptophyta, Magnoliopsida, Apiales, Apiaceae. The record is from RefSeq and is a predicted model, not a curated record.